GAGUACAUUUUUAACAGAACCGACGUAAAAGUGAUCUUUAUUAUUCUCUAUACCGUCGUCUUCGUACCAUGCUUCCUCGGCAACAUGAUGGUGAUCCUCGUGGUGACGUUCUCUCGACGGCUACGCAGCAACACUAACUUCUUCCUAGCGAACCUCGCGCUGGCCGAUUUCUGCGUCGGCAUCUUCUGCAUCUAUCAAACUCUGUUUAACUACCUGAUAAACAGCUGGCUAUUCGGCGAUUUCCUCUGCAAGCUCUACAUGUUCGUGCACGCGUUCUCCUACACGGCCAGCGUAUUGAUCCUCGUGGUGGUGUGCGUCGAACGAUACUUGGCCAUCGUUUAUCCAAUUAAAUGCAGAUCCGUGCUGACUAGAAGCCGGCUACAGAUGGUGAUCGGGCUUGUCUGGACAGUGGCUGCGAUUUACGCCUCGCCGAGAUUCUUCUACGUCGAGACGUUGCGGCAUUUCUUGAACACCGGCGGCAUGAACAUCAUCUGCGUCGGGAACGUGCACAAACAUAACAAAAAAUUGGUGGACGCGGUGAAUCUCGUCUUUCUCUACCUAUUCCCGCUCGUCCUGAUGUGCUGUCUCUACUUGAAACUCGGCGUAGGUUUGUGGAAAAGCAGCGCUGCCCUCGGUACCACGAUAAACGGUCCAACGGGGAGGAAUAGAAACGGUACGAGAGUGCUCCGUGCGAGACGCGGCGUGAUAAGAAUGUUGAUCGCCAUGGUGACGAUAUUCGCCGUUUGCAACCUGCCUCAACAAGCUAGGAUCGCUUGGCGGAUAUGGGGCUACAAUUACGACCUCGCGUCAAACUUCAGUACUCUUCUAACUCUGUCGACUUUUCUCAUUUCGUACCUGAACUCUUGCUUGAACCCACUGCUCUACGCCUUUCUGUCGCGUAACUUUCAAAGGGGAAUGAGGGAACUUUUGAUCCGCGGAAAGCAAAGGCAACGUAGCAACGUUCUAGCGAUGGUAUACACGAAAGAAGACACGACGUCUCGUCAAGUGUUGCGAUUUCAUUCGUUCGGUCGGUCCAGUUCCGGGAAAUAA
Molecule: messenger RNA, 1050 nt
Organism: Habropoda laboriosa
Lineage: Eukaryota; Metazoa; Arthropoda; Insecta; Hymenoptera; Apidae
Product: allatostatin-A receptor
Exons: 3
Coding region: 85-1050 (321 amino acids)
Biological process (GO): G protein-coupled receptor signaling pathway
Cellular component (GO): plasma membrane
Molecular function (GO): neuropeptide Y receptor activity
Source: RefSeq, a predicted model, not a curated record